AUGGCCCUUAAUAUCACCCUUGAAGGCAAGAUUGCUCUAGCAAAAUACGGUGGUCCAUUUCGCGGCCUUAAAGUAAAGAAUGCGCAGACUUUUGGCAUGAUUGGAGCUGUGAUCUUCACCGAUCCGGGAGACGACAGGAACAUGGCAGCUGGAAACUACGCUACGUAUCCCGAUGGACCUGCAAGGAAUCCAACAAGUAUCCAGAAAGGCAGUGUGAUGGAUUUGAGCACCUACCCAGGAGAUCCCACGACACCGGGAUAUCCGUCUAAAGAGGGCGUAGUGAGAAAGGAGAAGAAGACUGUACCGAAAAUUCCGAGUCUACCAAUCUCUUGGCUUGAAGCAAAACCACUGCUGGUCGCUCUGAACGGUCAUGGUUUUGAUGCAAAGACUGUGAAUCGACUGAAUUGGGUGGGUGCAAUAGAUGGGGUUGAUUACAGCACAGGACCGUCAAAAGCUGUGCUGUCGAUAAGCAACAUUAUGAGGGGCGAGACUAACUGGAUUCAUAAUGCUAUCGGUAUUGUGAAUGGUACGAACGAAGACGAAGUUGUUAUC
Molecule: messenger RNA, 552 nt
Organism: Alternaria postmessia
Lineage: Eukaryota; Fungi; Ascomycota; Dothideomycetes; Pleosporales; Pleosporaceae
Exons: 2
Molecular function (GO): carboxypeptidase activity
Source: RefSeq, a predicted model, not a curated record